Echinostoma caproni is the source of this 838-nucleotide messenger RNA. Lineage: Eukaryota; Metazoa; Platyhelminthes; Trematoda; Plagiorchiida; Echinostomatidae. The record is from the annotation of a GenBank genome assembly.
GUGCCACGAUCUGACGGGCUUGGAUCUCUGGGACAGUCUGAUUCGUGUCGCGCAAGCUAGUAACGAAGCCAGUGGAGAAGUUGUUGGUCAAGCAGUGGCUUGUUGCACCAAAGCGAUUUUAUGGCACAUUGCUCGAUUGAGUGAAUCCGAUGCGGACAAGACUGAAAUCAGCAAAGUGCGUCGAAUGAUCAAUCUGUUCAUGGAAAUCGCUAUUGGUUACCUCGACAAUCCUUCUAAACGACUCAGUUACGAGUCAUUCCUUUCCGUCUGUGAUCUUCUGGUUGUGCUUUCACGCCACCUGGCUGUGCAUCUCCCUAGUCUACGAUCCCUUGUCUACACGGCCGAUCGCGAGCUUGAACUCAAAUUGACAAACUACUUGGAACGUCGCGUAUUUGUGGACGACGAGGAAGAGGAAGAGGAGGACGAAAACGCCAAAUUCGAAUCAUUGCACGAGCGACGAACGCAGUUGGCCGCAUUCUGCAAACUAGUCAUCUACAAUUUCGUCCCAAUCCGCGCCGCAGCCCCACUCUACAAAUACUACAUUCGAUCUUUCAACGACUUUGGAGAUAUUAUGAAAUCUACACUUGCUAAGUCUCGUGAGAUCAACCGAAUACACACGGCCAGAAUGAUCGCGCAGUGCCUUCAGCUAUGCUAUAAUGAACUGGAGGCGACCUCUAAUGGUCAUGUUGAACACGGUUCUGAAGGACUGCAGGCGGUGAAAGAAUUGGCUCGGCGAUUAAACCUAAGCUUCGGUUUGGACCUAAUUAAAAUCCGUGGGGCGAUGGUUGCAUUCCAUUCUGAGGGUAUCCAAUUUUGUGUUGCAAGCGCAGCGGCAGCU